Messenger RNA from Toxotes jaculatrix (banded archerfish), 2712 nucleotides. RefSeq names its product golgin A5 (gene golga5). Gene Ontology annotation, biological process: retrograde transport, vesicle recycling within Golgi; Golgi organization. The coding region runs from base 183 to 2450 and encodes 755 amino acids. NCBI's taxonomy places the organism in Eukaryota, Metazoa, Chordata, Actinopteri, Toxotidae. The record is from RefSeq and is a predicted model, not a curated record. The transcript is spliced from 13 exons. Gene Ontology annotation, cellular component: Golgi cisterna; Golgi membrane.
GCUAGCAGCGCUUCCUGGUCCACGUAUAGAGAAGACCAGCAGCGUUCCCUCUGACAGAUAAUGUCAUUUGGCUGUGUUUAUCCAAACUGGUUUUCUUCUUCACGUUCACCUGUUAAACCUCGACGAUAGCCAGGUGACCGGAGACAUUCAGAGUCUUGGACGUCGUUUCAAACGAAUGCAAAAUGUCUUGGUUUGCUGACUUGGCUGGGAAAGCUGAAGACUUCCUGAAUAAAGUGGACCAGGGAGCUGCCACUGCACUUAGCAAAAACCAGGCAAGAACAUCCUCCUUUUCGUCACCUUAUGGGGGAGGAUCUACUGUCACACCUGAGUACAGCACUGCAGGGUAUAAGACAGAUGCAGCUGUGACACAAAAUGCCUAUGUAUCUUCUCACGAUGCACAAAGCUACAUCUCUGCAGCAGCUGGCAACAUCAAGAGGUCCAAUGCAACCACACUGGCUGGCACAGCCAACAUGGCCAGUAGCCCCUCCAGUUCUGGCAGCAGUGCUCCCAACUCUGCCAAGACCUCAUCUGGCUUUGUGAGGCCCAGAAAGAGCGAGCAGGAUGUGGACGACGACAUGCUCUUUGACUUUCUGAACAGCUCAGACCCUCCAGCCAGCAACAGGAGGGAUUCAAGAAGGGAACUUGUGAAAGUGGCAGUUCCAGUUACUGAGACCCAAAACCCAACACCUCCCCUUUCCACCACUCCUCAUACCAUCCCCUCAGCGCCGUCCACACCCCCCUCAACCCGCGGCGUAUCCAGGGCCUCAAGCAUGAGCUCGCUGUCUGCUCACAGCAUCAAAACAUCAGAGGAGAGCUCUGCUAAAGAGCAAAGCCAAGACACACCUGAGAGUUCAGACUCAGGCUUGGCUGUCCCUCAGGAGUCCAGCAGGCAGGAGCCUCCUCCCCCCACAGAGGAGCCACAGAGCCAGAUCUUGUCCAGUCUGCGUCUGGAGAACCAGCUGCUGCGCAGUGAGGUGGCUUCCCUCAACCAGGAGAUGGCUUCAGUCAUCCAGAGAGCAAAAGACUUGCAAGAUGAGUUGAACCAGGCCAGACUACGUGCAGACAGAUGGAAUUCAGAGCAGUCUCAGACUGACCGGACGUUGCGGGAACUUCGGUCACAGGUUGAUGACCUGACAGAGGCUCUUUCAGCCAAAGACGGUCAGCUUGCAGUCCUGAAAAUCAGACUUGAUGAAGCUGAUCAGCUGCUCAAGUCCCGCAGUGCUGCACUAGAGGAGGCACAGAAGGAAAGGUCGAGAAUUAUGCAAGACCACACAGAAGGAAGCAGCAUAAAGUCCCAAGCUCUUGAGACAGUUCAGGAGAGGCUGCGAGAGGCUGAUAUGGCUGUCAGGAGGGAGCAGGACAGCUACCGGCAGAUGCAGAGUGAAUAUGCUGGUCGACUGUCCAAACUGGAGGCUGAGAGGCAGACACUUGCAGAGACGGUGACUGCAGCGGAGCGACGAGCCACAGAGGAGAAGCUCAGGGUUGAUGAUCUGCAACAGCAACUGAAAAGUGCCAAAGCCGCAGCUGAGUCUGCCAAGCAAGAGUUACAAGACUACAAGCACAAAGCUUCACGCAUCCUACAAUCCAAAGAGAAGCUGAUCAGCAGUCUGAAGGAGGGAUCUGGUCUGGACACUCUGGAAGGCAGCGGGGCCAUGGCUCUGGAGCUGGAGGAACUGCGUCACGAGAAGGAGUUGCAGAGGGACGAGAUCCAAAAACUACAGGGGCAAGUGCAGACACUUCGAACAGAAAUACAGGAUUUGGAGAAUCAGGCCCUGACGGAGGCAGAGGCAUGGCGGGAACAGCAGGUGCAGUUACAGGAGCAACAGGCCUUACAGAACAGAGUUAAACAGGAGAUGGAGGCUGAGGUUGAGCGCCACAAACAGGAGCUGGAGUACCUGGAGGACGAGCACCAUCGAGCCAAAACCACCCUGCAAAGUCGAAUCAAAGACAGAGAAGAUGAAAUCCAAAAACUCAGGAACCAGUUGACCAACAAGACUCUCAGCAGCAGUAGCCAAACAGAGCUGGAAAAUCGUCUCCACCAGCUCACGGAGACGCUGAUCCAGAAGCAGACGAUGCUGGAGGCUUUGGGCACAGAAAAAAGCUCCCUGGUCUUCCAGCUGGAGCGUCUGGAGCAGCAGCUGAAGAACACUCAGGGAGGACAAAGUGGAGGGCCAGCCAUCAACAUGAGCGGACUAGAGGCACCAGGAGCACGGCAAAGAAAUACACCAGUCCUCUUCAGUGAUCAGGACAGUCCAGGAGUGUAUGGAAAAGUACGUAAGGCAGCCAGCACUAUUGACCGUUUCAGCAUCAGACUGGGAAUCUUCUUGAGGCGCUACCCUAUGGCCAGAGUUUUUGUUAUCCUGUACAUGGCAGUACUGCAUCUGUGGGUCAUGAUUGUUCUUCUGACAUACACACCAGAAAUGCAUCAUGGUCAUCCUGACGGAAGAUAGAAGGCUUGAACUUAACAGUAAUGUUUGCUUUAUUGUCUUUGAUGUAAGGAUGAUACAAGCUGCUGGAAUAUGGGCUCUGGGACCUGACUCUCCCUGUUUUGCACAGAAAUGCUAUGAAUUAAAGACAUUUGCUCUUAAUUCAUCUUUGUCAUUUCCAUCUGAAGAGUGAUAACUGACGGCUGCAAUGAGUUUUAAAAUAAUUACAGAGUGAUUUAUUGUACUGUUGGUCUGCUGAAAGGACAUUAAAUCAAAUAUGAUUUCA